UUAAGUGAUAUAAAGGUUGGGCUUUGAAGCAGAUUGUUCCUUACCUGUAGUUAUACUUGGAUAAUCUUGUAUAACUAUACAAUCUUGUAUAACUAUAUCCCUUUUAUUCUGACAUUACAUUGAGCAGUGUACAAUGUUAUUGUGUAUUGCCAGCCACUGCUUCAUUUUUUGCGACUUACCUCUUGGAGCCUGAGGCACAGUAAAAAUAAUCUGGCAUUUAUUAAACCAUCUGAUGCUAAACUUUUCAACUGCACACCAAUGCCUCCCCAUAUCCCCUGUUACAGACCUGUGCUGCAGCCCCUUCUCCACAUAUCUCUGUAGCUACUUGAGACCUUGUGGUUAUAUGUAUCACCUAUAAAAACAGGUCUGUAACAGGUGUCCUUAGGAAGGUGGGGGGGGGGGGCAUGUUCCUGAUUAAUGUGAAAAGUGUCACUAUGUCAUGCUAACUAUAUCUGGUUGAUCAUUUUUUUCCAAAAAAUUGGCCUGCUUGGCAUUAUGAAUAUUAUUUUAUCAAGCAAAGCAAUAAAAGCAACACACUUUAAUAUUACCCAGUCCUUAUGCCAUUCUUUUCCCCCAACUUACCCAUUCUUUCAAAUGUGUUGACACUAGAGUGUAAUUAACCCAGAACCAAUUAAGUCAAUGAGAGUAAUAUACUAAAUGGUUUUAAGUUUGCUACUUGCAUAGUAACCCAUAGCAACCAAUCAGCAGGUUGUACUUAUUGGUCCGCUCUUAUACAACAAACAUCUGUUUGGUUGCUAUGGGUUGCUAGAUGUGGGCAAUGUUAAGAUUUGAUUACAUUACCACAAUCAUUUGCUGUUUUCUUCAAGUCUAUAGCUUAAGUUAACCUCUAGUUAUUUUAUUUCUUGGACUUCUUAAACCUUCCCACUUGUUUCCAUGGUUACUGUUUCCAAGUUGGCUGGUUUUUGAUGGUUGCCAUGGUAACCAUCCUUGAGAAAUCUGUAGUGUCUCAGCCACAUUUUCUUUUCAUCAAUGAUUUAAAUGCCGGGUUUGUAAUGAGGAGUGGUGUCACCGUGUCAUAUUGUGAAAUUCAUGAUCCAGGUUCCGACAUUGUGUAUGCGCUGGGGUAGCUCCCUCCUUAGCAUUCUACCCCCUAAAUACAUUUGUUAGCCUCUAUGCAAAUCUCACUAAUCCCUUAUUACACAACCUUGAACCAUCCAGUAUGUGAUGUGGAGUUCCAGAUUCCCCGUGCCUGUAAUUCCCUAUAGUAGCAUCCUUCUUUUCAGUAGCAGAUUGCUAACCCUAUGCAUGUUGCUUUUUCUGCACCGUUCUGUCCUGGCAAUUGUUUACAGGUUAUGACGACUAAUCCCAAACCAAACAAGGCAUUAAAGGUCAAGAAGGAGGCGGCAGAAAACGCCCCAGUAUUAAGCGAUGAUGAGCUUGUGUCAAUGUCUGUGCGGGAGCUAAACCAGCACCUCCGAGGUCUCACCAAAGAAGAAAUCAUCCGCCUAAAGCAGCGCAGGCGUACACUCAAAAACAGAGGCUACGCCGCCAGCUGCAGAGUUAAGCGGGUCACCCAGAAAGAGGAGCUGGAGAAGCAACGCAUAGAGUUGCAACAAGAAGUAGACAAGCUGGCUCGGGAAAAUUCCAGCAUGAAACUAGAGCUGGAUGCUCUGCGCUCCAAAUACGAAGCUCUCCAGACGUUCGCUCGCACAGUUGCCAGGGGUCCCAUAACCCCGACUAAGGUGGCCACCACCAGUGUAAUUACCAUUGUAAAAUCAGCCGACAUUUCUUCGGCGUCCAUACCUUUUUCUGCAGCAUCCUAGUGCUCGUGAAAGGAGAGAACUAGCAGCCUGUUCUAAAAGGGACAUUAUGGGAUUCACCUUCAUUUUUUCUCAGUUCCUUUCCUUCCUGUCCAAAUGUUAGCUAUUGCCUUUUAUUCCAUUGCCAUGCCAAUGUGAAAUAUAGAGGCAAGAAGCAUGACCAGAGCUCCGUGGCCCUGUUGUGAUUGCACCUGGGAAUUUGGCACUCUUCACUGGAUAAGCUCCAUUUAAUUAAUAGGAAACAUUCUAGAAGUGAGUUACUUGGACCCAUCAUAAUUUAAUUUACAGUUAUGUUUCUAUAGGAAAUAACUAAGGCAGCAGAAAAAAAUCCUAAUAAUCAUAUUGCCUUCUAUUGCAGAACAAGGCUAACAGUAAGAAUGAGAAAUGUGUGCAGAAGUGGAUUGAACUUGUUACUUGUGUUUGGCUUUUGCUUUACCGCUGGUAUUUUGGCUAAAGAACCAGAUCACUGCGACACUUUGCAUUGGUUUCCUUUUGCCUUCUCAGAAUUAGGCAUUUUCCCAUAUUCUCCAUACCCAAAGCCAUUCUGUUGCAUAUAUCUUGAGCCUACCCACUGUCAAGUGUGUUGCUAUAGCCGUGUCUGAAAUACAGCAUUUCAAGUGAUUAACUCAGGAUUUCUUUACUGACAGUGCUCCAGUUCUUUUUUCACCCAAGUCUGAUUCUUUAAAUCAGGGCUCCCCAACCUUUUUUUUAGCCAUAAGCAACAUUUAAAUAUAUUACAAACUUGGGGAGCAAUGCCAGCAUGAAAAACGUUCCUAGUGGGUGACCAGUAAGAUCUGUCAUUGGUUAUUUGGUAACCCAAUGUUGACUUACAGACUACAGGGGGCUCUGUUUGGCAGUACACAUGGUCUUUAUGCCUCCAAAACUUGCUUCCAAGUGAGAAAAAAUAGGCACCUACUUUGAGGCCACUAGGAGCGACAUCAAAGGUGUUAGUUAGCAACAUGUUGCUCUGAGCCUCUGUUUGGGGAUAACUGCUUUAAACCAUUACAUGCCUGUUUUAAUUUGUAGUUUUUGAGGCCCAGUGUGGUAUAGGGGUGUUUGGCAUUUAGACCAGGGAAGUGUUUGAAGGCCGAAUGCAUGAUGCUGCCCACAUUCCAGGUAACCAACUUAUUGGCCUAAAGAUUAACUUUAUGACUCAACUUUAUGAAUUCAAAUGCAGUGUUGUAGCUGCCAUUAGUGUAAGUUUGUAACCACAUAAAACAAAGCAUAGCUAAAUUUGGAAUUAGUUAAUAUACUCUAUAUAUUCUGGGCAACAAAGGAAGUAAGCAAAAUGUUUUAUUGGACUAGAAGGUAAGGAUAAGUUACUGCAUCAAAGUAUUCUAAUGUAGUGUUAUGAGAUUGUGCAAAGGAAAGUCGUUUUGUUUGUGUUUUAGUAUGUGUGCCUACUUUUUCUAAUAUGGUGGUUGCAGUAAGGUUUCAGAAAGACAAAGUAUUUUGUGGCAUAGAUGUGGUUUCAUGUUUUGAAAACAAGUUGAGUAUGAGUUUAAGAAUGAAACAAAAUGUUUUAGUAGGCAUUUAAGAAGGUAGAAGUAUUUAAUUUUUAUAGAAAAUACAUGGUUGUAUGCUUGUAAAGGGCUAUGGCACACAGUGCCCUGUGUGCCAAAAGCCAUAUGCUCAAGACCUACCAUAUAUAUAGCAGGUUAUAUUCCAUUAUAAUUAGCCCAUCAUUAAAAAAAAUAUCUGUUGUCUUCUACAGACAAAAGUCCAUUUUUAUAAAGUUCUCCUGAUUAUUGUGUUGGUUAAGGAUAUGCUUGCUCUGUUAAGAUUGUAUCUGGUUACUGAGAAUCAGGCCUCCAAUCACACGGUGCAGCCGGCAGCUGCAGGUAAGGCUUGGUAAUAACUGCUUAGCUAUUGUCUGGUCGGACACCCAACUGCUUGGCAUUGGGUUGGCUAUUUCCCUGUAUUCCUAAAGGGCUAACUGACUAUUACAGAUCCGAAAAUUUUUAUUGUUGCUUUAAUGGCCCUAAAAAUAUUACGAGCAAAAUCUAGAGACAUGCAAACGAGACGCUGUACUGUAUUUUUUCCUUCAAAGUUUUUUGUAGUACUUUUUGGGGUCCUGUGUGUGUGUGUGUGUGUGUGUGUGUGCGUGUGUGUGCAUUUGUAAAAUUUCUAUGAUGUACUGUGGAAAGUGUGUAAGAACAGCUCUCCUUUGUAUGGCUUUUCUACAAAACCAAAGAGGUUUUUUGUGAGGAUAUAAAGGGCUACUGAACAAAGACUAAACCUGAAAAUGUCUACGAUCCCAUGAGUUUAUGGUCAAGCUUGUCAUUACUAUAUCAUUAGCAAACCACCUGUCCAUCUGGAGCUGAGGCUUUAGACUUGAGUUCUGCGUUGGUUGGAAUGGCAGAAAUACAAGAAACAGUCGACCACCCUUGACAUUGCUAAAUUAAGAUAAUAACCUUUAACCUAUAUAUUGGUUUGUAUUUAUAAAUGCAUAAUAAAUGGGGUUGUUGAAGAGGAUGGAAUUUCAGAUGCUGAUUAACUGCCCAAUGCUGAAGGUGGCAUAUGGCCUUCUCAGUUCUUCAGCAUCUUGUCCAUCUCAAGUUUUAAAACCCUGACACAGAAAUUAAACUCAAAUAUUUGCUAAAGGAAAAAAAGUAGUUAGUUAUGUGCAGUUUUGGUUCUGAAGAUUGCUUGGCCCAGAAACCAAACCAGUCAAAUUCCUUGGGAAACACAACAAGGCCUCUCUGACCUGUAGAAUGUGAUAGCCUGAGGGCACCUAUGGAACUAGAUUGCCAUUCUAAUGUCUUUGAAAGUGCCACAUAUUCAACUAAAUGAUCUCCUUCAUCCGAACCCAGAGAACUGGACUUGUACUCUAUAAGGCAGGAUGAGGGGCAAACAAGCAAAGCAUUCUUAACCAGUUUACGUUGGCUCCAUAUGCAUUAAAGUAGUUCAGAGAUUUACGUGUAGCUCCAUGUUGCUGCAUGCUCCUUUCAAACUUUUUUGGUUUUUCCUCUCCCUUUUUUAAUUUGACUUGUGCCAAAAUAUUUGGCUAUCAAAGAGCUAAGCCCUAAACGAUCCCUUCCCUUAUUUUCUAGUGGGGGUAAUUUAAAGAAACAGGAACAAAAGGGAGAACAGGAACCUGGGCGUGAUUAAUGCUGAUGAUACCAUAGAAAUGGUAGGUAAUCCAUAUUGGAUAUCAAUAAGGAACAUAUGGAAAUAUUUAAAGAGAUUUAAGAAGAAAAGUUUUAUCUAACAGAGUUUUUGUUUUGUUUUUAUUUUUUUUCUGGGGGGGGGGGAGGUAACAUUUUACAAGUUUAUGAUUGCAGUUCUUUCUGAAAGAUGAUGCAAACAAAUGGGUUACUGUGAAGAUAUUUGGGGUGUUGGAGGAAUUUACCCUCCAUCUUGAUCUCUAUAGGCCAGCCAGUUUUAACUUCAGAUUUCUGAGACCCUCAGAGGAAAAAAAAGAAGCUUCACCCUUACCCUCCUGUGGCCAAGGAACCUGUCAAAUACAUGCUGCAGGGCUUUGUACCACACAAGGGAUUUAGAUUCUUGUACCAAUUUUCUGAUUUUCCUUUUUUUUUUGUUACUGUAGAACAGUGUGUAUUUAAUCUGAAAUUAAUAUUUUAUAUGUAAUUGUAUUUUAAAGACUUAUGAUCAUUUGUAUUUUUUAUGUUUAUGACCAGAAAUUGAAAUCUUCCUCUGUGCUCUUAUUUAAUGUCUUUAUGUGUAAGAAUGCUGCUCCACGCAUCUAAUUUUAGAGAUGGCAAAAAAAUCUGAUUUUUUUUUCGUUGUUAUUGAUUAUGGAUUAAGUUAUUAAUCCUGUUUUGUAUGUCAUUUUAAUAGUUGUUUUAUGAUGCAGUAAUGCUUUAAAAUGAGUAUGUAUGGAAGGGCAUUUUUUUUAAUAUAACAAAUGUAUGUAGACUUUUUUUUUUUUUCUGCACCAAGACCUAGGGGUGGGGUUGUAUGUGCAAUGAAAGUGGCAUAAACACGUUCAGUCACACCGUUAGGUGGUCUGCACAGUCGGAAGCCCCUCUGAAAUAUUCUGGCAAAUCCACCACAUAGGUAUAGGGAAUUAUUGCACACAAUGAGGGGAAGGUUCAUUUAAAGUUAUAUUGAAUAUUCACAAAUUCCUGAUGUUAAUUAUGAAACUAUCAACCAUUUUGGAGAAAUGUCAUCUUCAUUAUGAGUUGCAUUCAUGCAGGACCUUUGCAGUAAUGACAUUUUGGAGUUUCAGCUCCUGAACCCAAUGAAAACAUAUUUAAGAAACAGUUAUUUAUACGUUGGCUGGAAGGUUUAUCCUCCAGCCUGGGAUAUCAUCAGUAAAGAAAACUUCCCCAGCCCCUCACCAUGCAGUCCCUGCCACGUCUCUUGAUUAAAAUGGCUUAAUAUGUAUAACAGAAGAGUUAUAAAGAGCACUUUGAUAGAAUAAGCCAAUACACAGUUCACAGUGAAUAAGCUAGCUGCUGGUAAGAUUGACUAUAGAUUUAAGAGUUUUCUAAACUACAGUAUGUAUCUAUAUCUUAUGCUUCAGGCUGCAUUUAUAAAAACUUUUUCUCUCACAAAGUAUUUUAAAGGCAAGAAAACAGUUUUAAAUCAUUACUGCUGUUUAGUUUAUAUGUAAACCAGCUCUGAUAGUUGUGAAAGGGGUUCACAAAGACAAGCCAUGACAAACAUGGUAUACUUGAAGUCACCAUUCCAAGUAGCAAUGCAGGCUGAUAUACGUGGGACUAGUGGGUUUACCCAUUGGUUGGUAGAUUUUAAGGCAUCUACCUAGGCUUCAUGGGGUGGUGGUCACAAUGGACCAGUGCAGCAUACAGAAACAUUUGGCUGUUUGCUGCAGCUGAUUUCCCUGUCCCACCUGGCAGUUGUUGUGCAGAGCCCACCUAUCUCUGAUGUUACUGUUGAGGGUGGGUCAGGCUGAGGAAGUUAAGCCUCUUCCCAAGCUUGGGACAAAUCUCUGACCCAUAAAACUGUAACUGGGUAGAUGAAAACUAGAAUUUAGAAAUAAUCCAUCUACCCUUGUGGUGGUAAUCCAGUUCCCAGAAUUCCAUUUUCAGUGUUCUAAAAUGAUUAUUGGCUAAUGAACACAAAUAUUGAUAGGCUCUCAGUAUAUAGAAGGCAUAGAUAAAUCAACCAAAACAUAUUUAUAGAUUGUAUUUGUUUUAUAGAGAAGAAUUCUGGAUAUAGGGAGUUAUUUUCUCCUCUGCAACAUCUUUGCUUCCACAUAUAAGUACUAGAUCAAGUGGGAACAACACAUUUUGACCUUUAAGUUUCAGCAUGUUGUUGUUUCACCACAAUGGACUCCAUGACCUCUUUCCACUGGCCAAGGUCUAUUCUAAUGUAUACUGGUUUCUUUAGUCACCUAAGCAUACUUGUACUUGUCAAAGGAACACUAAUGCAAUACAAAUAUAUUCAUCUUGCUGUGGGUAGGAAGACAAACGCUCUUGUAUGCCCAAGAGGACUAGAAGACUGGACUUUUUGAAAAUGUUUUAGGCAAUUUCCAUUCAUCCAUAUUGGCAUCAGUGUUCCUUUAACAUGCAACUUUUAUUUUUUAUGUAAAAAUAGCGGUCAUCAGAAGUUGUGUCCUGAAUAUAGGGUAUAACUGCAAUGAGAUCUUUCAGUGCUUAUUGUGGGAGAGUAGAUCUUCUCAUUCAAGGCCACUUUCUGAUAUAUUUAUAUAUAUUAUAUAUAUGAAUAUAGUCUUGUUUAGCUUCCUUUUGCGCUCCAUAUGCAACCAGUCUGUCCCUGUGGUGUUUCCUUCCAGUCUGUCUCAGAGUUGUUGAUGUUAGGUAACCAAUAGUUGAGCGAUUUACCGGGAUGGUGUGUUUUGUCUGGUGUUUAAAAGAGAAGCCACCAUAUUCAGUAGAUGGCUUCACUGACAAGCUGUAAUCGAAUUUAUUAUCAAUUGAUCUGAUUCAUCUCUCAAAAAAAAAAAAAUUGUUAAAUAGCGCAUUUGCCUGAAUGCUGGCAAAUAAUCCAUAUUUAAAGCAACAUACUCAAUUGCUGUUUCCUUGUAAUACCUGUUGGUGCAUUUCUGUAAAUGCGACGAAGCCUACGUAAAAGUGUAUUUGUAUUACUAUUGGAGAACUAUCACUAUAGCUUCCGCUCUCGAAUAUCACACACAUUUUGUUGGUUUCGUUUCGCUGGGUGUUUGUGUUUUAAACUCACUAACCCACCAUAAGAGAGCUAACAUGUAGAGCAACAUCUUACUUCUCUGCUUUGGCUUUAGGCUCAGUAUAAGCUAAUAUCCAAGUAUCAGUGAAAAAGUGAUUGUACGCCAGAAAGAGCAUCAGAUAAUAUUUUACUGCACAUGCUCAUACGACCGAAAGCACCUUCUCCACCAGUUGUUAAGCCAUUUCAUAUCGUCUUUAUUUUCACCACCACAAAGGCCGGUCUAGUCUUCAUGUCAUUUAGGGUAUAGAGAUCAUUUGUAGUAGAGUUCAGUGCCUCCUUAGUUUUAUUUUGUUUGUUUGUUUAUUUUUUUUCCUGUGGUUACUUAGUAGGCUAAUUUCAAUAUUUAUUAUUUUCCCGUGCUGCUUUUUUUAUACAUAUAUAAAUAUAAAAAAAUAAAUUAUUGGGAUAUAUCCAAGUAAUUGUGGAUGUAUGUUUGUAUGUCAAGACCGUAAUCCUGUGUACUGUAUGUUGCACCGAUUCUCCUUAUCUGACAGCCACAAAGUAAUUUAUUGCUGUAUAUAAUACUGCUGUGACUGGUUUUGUACCUUUACAAUAAAGAGUUCUCAUUGAAUUCUGA
Messenger RNA from Xenopus tropicalis (tropical clawed frog), 8490 nucleotides. It is a transcript of the gene mafk, whose product is annotated as v-maf avian musculoaponeurotic fibrosarcoma oncogene homolog K. Bases 1263 to 1784 code for a protein of 173 amino acids. Gene Ontology annotation, molecular function: DNA binding; DNA-binding transcription factor activity; transcription cis-regulatory region binding. The record is from RefSeq and is a predicted model, not a curated record. Gene Ontology annotation, cellular component: nucleus; transcription regulator complex. Gene Ontology annotation, biological process: regulation of DNA-templated transcription. Lineage: Eukaryota; Metazoa; Chordata; Amphibia; Anura; Pipidae. The transcript has 3 exons.